UGUCGAUUUCAUCGACUGUUCGAUCGUUCGGUUGUCCGAUCGUAAGUUUAUUAAAUUGACAAAGUACAAGAAAAGACGAGUUUAAAUGUAAAUAUCAGGCAAUGAGUCAAGAAAAGAUAGCAAUUCAACAUUUUUAGGCUUCAAUCCGUUCCGUUGCUCAGUGAUUAAUAAUCCAAUUUUUGAAAAUAAGCGUUCACACGGUACUGAAGGGGCUUGCAUAGUUAGAUAUUUCAAUGCUAGAUUGCGUGAUUUCAGAAAAUGUUAGAUCUUCUGAUCUUUAAAUCGUCGAAAUCAAAAAAUUAAACAACUAUUGCCUUUUGAUUAAUCAAAGGAUUCUAAAGUAGCCAUUCCUGGUUAAAUCGAUCUCUUCAUUUUUUUGAUCGAUCUGAAACAGAGGAGCCGAUUGUCGAUUUAAAUCGAUUUACGAUUGAUCAUAACCCAACACUAGUUUCUGUAAAUCGUCGACUCUUUUCAUAUCUUUCUCUUUGACUUUCACCCUCAUAAACUGUUCUUAACUUGAAAUAUUAUUUAUAGAAUAGUGCCAUUGCAUUUAAAGUGUAUUCGAAGUGUAUUUGACUUUUUUUACCAAUAGUUUACUUCAUUUUUGUCCAAUUAUAUGUCCAACAGUUGAAUUUACAAUGUUAAUCAGUGAACUUCCAGAGGAAUGUUUACUCAUCAUUUUUGGUUUCAUAAAUGAAUUGGAUGAUUUAGUAAACUGCUAUAAAAUAUGCAGUCAAUGGAGUCGUUUGAUUUUAGAGCGAACUAGAAAAGUUAAAUAUUUGUUUGAACAUUCUGGUCCGUGGAAUAAGAAUGUACCGCCAAGUUAUCCAUCUGAUUAUGUUUAUUAUUCAAUAGAUGGGCCUAUGGAUGUAACUUUUUUGAGCACAUUAUUUCCUGAUUUGCAGAUUGUCGACUUCUCUUCCGGCUUUUGUGAAGAAUCAAAUCCUGAAGAUAUCGUAACAUGGGUCAAAAAGAUGAAAUCAUUAAAAGGAUUAAAGCAUUACUCUUAUCCUAGUGAAGAAGCAAUUUUCCAAUAUUGUGGUCAACUUGAAAUGGUAUCCACCGAUUUCAUCGAGACAUGCACAAAUAAGAAUAGUGUAAAUAUUAAACAAUUGUGCCUUGUUCAUGAUACCUUUGGAUCAUUUAGACCAAAUGCACAUUAUUUUCCAAAUCUCGAAAGAUUAUCGCUGAAUACAGAAGAAGGCCCAAGAAGCUACUACGAUGGCCCCAUAUUCGAACGACUUAAAAUGGUUGAAUUUUUCACAAUGGAUUGCACCUGGCUUAAACAUUACGAUGAUCCACACUUUUAUGGUUUCCAGUUCAUGGAUUCAUGUCCAAACUUACAGAGUGCUCAUAUUUUCUUGGACUAUAAUCGCUUUUUUGUUGAUGAAACAUUAAAACACGAAUCUUUGCAAGAUUUAGUCAUAGAAUUUUAUGAGCAAUACUAUACAGAUAGUAUCAACUGGGAUGAAUUUAAAAGAUUGUUCAUGAAAUAUCCAAAUCUUAAACAUCUCGCACUGAGGAGUUGGAAUAGGCUGACCAAUGAACAUGUUGAGCAGUUGGUUACCAUUUUACCCAAUUUAGUGUUAUUCGAUGUUAGUGGUUGUCCAAAAGUCACUCGAAAGGCUGCUGUUAAUAUUCAAAAUUAUAAUAGACUAUAUAAACGGACCAUAAAAUUUUAUUUUGAUGGGAAUCACCGUAAAAUUAAAUCAGAUUGGCCUCAUUUAUCAUCUAGACGUGAAAUAAUCAGUCAAGGUUUUGAUUUCAUGAAACAUUGUUUUCUUAAAGAUUUCUAUGAUCUUCCUACUUUCUUGAUUCCCAGUGAGGACUAAAUAAUUAAAUUCAACCAUUUAUCUAUAGAUAUAUUCAAUACACAAUAUUUAUUCACAAUAUGUAUCAAGAAUAUAACUCGAAACAGAAUUAAAUAUAAAAUAAUAGGUCAAGGUUUCGAUUUCAUGAAACAUUGCUUUCUUGUGAGCUCUCCUAUUUUCUCAAUCUCUAGUGAAGAUUGAAUCACCGAUUCACACAAUUUCAAUUCAAUCUAUCGCUUUUGUCAAAUCGGAAUUUUAAUUUUCAAUAAAAAUUUGUUUAAAAUCUAA
Molecule: messenger RNA, 2099 nt
Organism: Tetranychus urticae (two-spotted spider mite)
Lineage: Eukaryota; Metazoa; Arthropoda; Arachnida; Trombidiformes; Tetranychidae
Source: RefSeq, a predicted model, not a curated record